AUGUUGGACCCAUUCACAGCGCUGAGUCUCGCCACCGCAGUCAUCCAAUUUGUGGAUUUCGGCUGCAAGAUCGUUGACACAGGUCGCUCUCUGUACAACUUAUCCGAGGGAGCAACAGGAGCGAACAAGACUCUGGAAGAUGUGACUUGCGAUCUCGCAGCACAUACCGAGAAGCUGGGCAAGUCUCUCGGUAUCAACUGCGUGUCCCUUUCCGAUCAAGACAAGGCUUUCGAGAAGCUCCGGGAAAAGUGUCACAAGCUUGUAAAAGAGCUCGAGAAGACGUUGAAUGAUCUGAAAGUCAAAGACAGCUGUCAUGGCAUUUUGCGUGGGUGGACUUCUCUCCGCAAGGCGUUCAAAGCCGUGUCGUCGGAGAGCAAGAUACGUGAGAUGGCGAAGCAGCUGGAGUCUUACCGGCAAGAAAUAGCAUUUCAUCUACUAGCCAUAUUACAAAGCGACCAGUCCACUAUAGCACAACAACUGACCGGACUCGAAGCAACGAUAACACGCUUGCAUCAGCUCAGCUUGCAUGAUAUUCAAAACACGAAGCGAGAUCUUCUCAUGGCCCUCGAAGAGCAUAAUAAGGAACAGAAACGUUUCAAGGACGAAUCGUUUCGCAAUCAGCUUCUCAUGCGCGACAUGAUGUUCCGCGAUGUCUCCCAGAAGAUAGACGAAAUGAUGGCUGCCAGCUCCCAACUGGCUACAAAGGCCGACAUGCUCGACAAGUUGUACUUCCCAGACAUGGGAGAGCGUCACGCCAGGAUCAAACCCGCGCACAUCAAGACUUUCUCCUGGAUUCUUGAUGACCACGAUACCAGUUUCAGAUCCUGGCUGGAGUUCCACUCUGAAGUCUUCUGGAUUCGAGGCAAAGCCGGCUCUGGUAAAUCGACGCUCAUGAAAUACAUUGCCGGAAAUGAAAAGGUCAAUCAGCUUUUGCGGAAAUGGGCUGGUUCGUCGAAGUUGAUCAAAGCGACGAACUAUCUCUGGAGUCCUGGCUCGGCCAUGCAAAAGUCGCUGGAGGGUCUGAUGCAGAGCCUGCUCUUUCAGAUCCUUAGCGAGAUUCCAGAUGCAAUUCCGCUUGCCUUACCAGAGAGAUGGCGAGCCACGAGCGGGUCAUACACAUACCGCCAACCUUGGACUAAGAAGGAGCUAAGCCAAGCCUUGAGGAUGGUGAUGGCGACCACUCAAGACGUGAAGUACUUCUUCUUCAUCGACGGCCUCGAUGAGUAUUGGGGAGACUUGGAAGAGAUCGCACAGGACGUUCGACCUACAGGCGGUGGACAACGUCCCAACGUCUCUUUGGAAGACGUUCACCCCCGCGCCAAAGCAGAUCAGCAAGCCUUGGUUGAGCUGAUUCAGGCGCUUGGGAGAUUUCCCAACGUGAAGCUCUGCGUCUCCAGUCGACCUGACCUCACUAAGGGGGACAUGAGCAAGUAUACCGAGUCGAUGCUCAUGAAUGAUGGACGCUUUGCGGCAUUGGCGAAGGGGGAUCCCAGAGCACGGCAGCUGGUUGUUGAGAUCAGGGACAAAGCACAGGGUGUCUUCCUUUGGGUCUGCCUGGUAGUUGCGUCCUUGUUACGAGGUCUCACAAAUCGCGAUGGUAUCGACGAACUCCGGGAGCGGGUCUUCUCCUUCCCUUCCGACUUGCGUGCAUUCUUCAACGACAUCCUCCACACCAUCGACGAGUCAUAUCGGACUAUGACCUGCAGAAUGCUGAAGUUGGCAAAGUACGACGCACCGCUGCCCUUGAUGGCGUUUUGGUGGUUGAAGUAUGAGCACGAUGACCCGUCCUACGCUGAGAUGGGCAAGAUGCAGGCUAUUGGAGACCUUGGCCCACAACUAGUUGUGGAUGCCACUCGCCAUGUCAACAAAUGGUGCCACGACUUGCUAGAGGUCCGACAGGUGCCUGGAAACCUUGCAGGAUCUCGAGAUGCCGCUGCUAAGAUAGACUUCCUGCAUCGUACGGUUCGCGACUUUCUCGUGGCCGAAGACGUUACUGGCUUCCUCGACAAGCAUGCCGGCAAGAAUUUCGAUGAACGACUAUCAAUGUGUCGUUUGCAGUUGGCAGAAGCCAAGACGCUACCUGGACCUGAUCGGAAGAACGGAGAAGCCUUCCAGCUCAUGGCAUUUGAGAUCAUGCGCCACGCGAAAGCCAUGGAAGUAAGUAAGAACGAAAGUCCUGUCGCCAUACUCCAUGAACUAGAUGCCACGGGUAAGCGUUACCACGGUCUUCCAAAGGUCUCUCAUUGGACGAACGAGCAGCCGGUUAACGCUUCUGGAUACGGCCCAGGUGACAUUCAACUGAACGCCCACCAAGGCCGCUCCAAUUUCUUGUCCUUUGCUGUAAGCCAGGAUCUGCUCCUCUUCGUCAAGCAGCAUCUCAAUGCCGACUCAUCUCUCAUCAAUAAGAUCGGUCGACCUUUGCUUGAUUAUGCUAUACAUCGUACAUUCAGCAAGCCGAACAGUAGAGACCAAGACGUACUCGUCGACAUGAUUCAGGUCCUUCUUCAGAAGGGAGCGAGUCCGAAUGCCCACGCUCAUCUCUGGGGUACGAUGUCCGUCUGGGAGGCUUUCCUGUACAACUGCUACCGCAUCUGGGAGGAACCGCAGACAAUAGGAUCACCGCAGGCAAUGAGAGCAGCGGAGCUCUUGCUCGAGUAUGGUGCUCAAACUAACAGCGUCGUUGUCGAGUCACGAUCGCUACAGGGCGAGAUAGUGUCUGCCUCUGCGGAGGAAUGCCUGACGCGAAGUUUUGGUGUCAAUCAAGCUGAGGAAAUCCUGGACCACUACAAGCCUUUGAGGACCACGAUGUGGUCAAGAUGGAUCCCUUUAUGGAAGAGUACUUGA
Zasmidium cellare ATCC 36951 is the source of this 2844-nucleotide messenger RNA. RefSeq lists its product as uncharacterized. Lineage: Eukaryota; Fungi; Ascomycota; Dothideomycetes; Mycosphaerellales; Mycosphaerellaceae. The record is from RefSeq and is a predicted model, not a curated record. The transcript has 3 exons. Bases 1 to 2844 code for a protein of 947 amino acids.